Penicillium vulpinum is the source of this 1248-nucleotide messenger RNA. Its product is annotated as serum paraoxonase/arylesterase family protein. The record is from RefSeq and is a predicted model, not a curated record. Bases 1 to 1248 code for a protein of 415 amino acids. The transcript is spliced from 2 exons. NCBI's taxonomy places the organism in Eukaryota, Fungi, Ascomycota, Eurotiomycetes, Eurotiales, Aspergillaceae.
AUGGGAUUCAGCACUACAUUCAGUCUCAGCGUCGUUGCUUUAGUCGCCUUUUUGGCUGGCCCAAUAAGCCAUUUUGUGCAAAUUACAGGAAUCUUUCUCACCCCCAAUUCGACAGUACUAGGUGAAGGGCAAGGCCCAAUCCACAUUGAAGACACCAUUCACUGCGAGGAUGUUCACCACUACCGUCCAGCGAACCUGCUGUUCACUGCCUGCGAGGACGACAAGAGCACACGGUUUAGUUGGUUCCCGCCGUUAGGAAACUUGCUGCCACGCACAGCCCAAGGCUCUAUCCAUGUUGUGGAUCCCAAUACUAUGAAAUCCACUCGUCUGGCAUUCAAGAACUUCCAAGGCCCCUUCCUGACACAUGGAAUCGAUGUCAUCGAGGAUCCCGAGCAGUCGGACGCAGUCUAUAUCUACGCCGUCAACCACAUGCCCAACCCGGCAUACUUUGAAGCCGGCAAGCCCAAGGGCGUCCCCAAAGCUCAGUCUCAGAUCGAGGUCUUCCACUACAUUCUAAAAUCCGAUUCCAUCCGACAUUUACGCUCAAUUAACCACCCGCUCAUCAAAACUCCCAACGACAUCUAUGCCGCUAGCCCGCUCUCCUUCUACGUUACCAACGAUCACUCCUACCGCGACGGGCCCAUGCGACUCGUCGAGGACGUCUGGCGCUCAGCCAAGUGGUCCGAUAUCAUCCACGUGCAGAUCGCCAACCUGACAAGCAAAGACGCUCCCAUCGAAGCCUCCGUCGCGUUGAAAGGUCUAUGGAACAACAAUGGCCUCGGGCACGGCCGCACCGACAAUGAAAUCAUUGUUUCUAGUGCUAUGGGCGGCGAGAUCUUCCUCGGAACCCAACACGAGUCCAAUCACUCUAUCUCCAUCGAUACCUCGGUCUCCGUUGGUGCUCUCGCGGAUAACCCGUCCUACUACGACGAUCCAUACCGCACUGACUCGCAUGAUGCGAGCGGAUACCUUGUGGCAGGUGUCUCGCAAGCUAUUCGUAUGGUGAGUAGUUCUAAGGAUCCGAAUAUCAUGGUUCCCAUUGCAGUUCAGGUAUGGUAUAUGACUCUCAAUUCGCGCACUGGAGUCUGGGAGAAGAAGAUACUGUUUGAGGAUGACGGGUCUAGGAUUAGCACUGCGAGUGCGGCUGUUUUGGUGCCCAUUCGGCCUAAGGCUAGUAAGAAACUUGCUUGGCUCUUUGUCACUGGGUUUAUGUCGGAGAGUAUGGUGGCCGUGCAGGUUGAGCUGUAG